Molecule: messenger RNA, 3451 nt
Organism: Lutzomyia longipalpis
Lineage: Eukaryota; Metazoa; Arthropoda; Insecta; Diptera; Psychodidae
Gene: chn
Product: protein charlatan
Exons: 6
Coding region: 616-3210 (864 amino acids)
Biological process (GO): regulation of transcription by RNA polymerase II
Molecular function (GO): RNA polymerase II transcription regulatory region sequence-specific DNA binding; DNA-binding transcription factor activity, RNA polymerase II-specific
Source: RefSeq, a predicted model, not a curated record
GCUUUUCAUUUCUGUGGGAUUUAUCCUUCGUCCAUCAUUAGGAAAAUGUGAUUUUUUUUCUUUCAAAAAAAUUUCCCGAAUUUUCCAUUAAAAAAAAGAAGAAAAAUUCAAUUUUCAUGCCUUUUCCAGCUGUAUCGGUGACCUUUGAGUUGAGUUUUUCAGUGAAGAAAAGUGUUGAGAAAAUGUGAAAAGUUAUGAUUUUCCAAUGAAAAAAGCAUAAAAAGGAAUUUUCACAUGGAAAAUUCAUAUUCGUGUAAAGUAUAAAAUUUGAAUGGAAAAAUGCACGUAAAAUCUAUAAAGUUAAAAUGGUGCGCUCGGAAAAUUGAUUGAUAUCGUCUCCAUAAAUUAUGUGAAGACUUUUGAAUUGCACAAUGUGCUAGUUUUGAAGGAAGCAAACUAUGGAAAAAUGAGAAUUUUCAAUGAUUAACUGUGAAUCAAGGACGUUCUAAGGGCUGGGCUUUAAUUUGAAAAAAAAGGAAUAUUACCCAACAUAGAAUUUUAGGAAUAAAAAAAUGGAAAAUAUUGUGUUAAAAAGUGUUUCGUUUGACCUCAAAAUGAACACCACUGAGGAUUGUUGGCACUUAGAAGUAGACGGAGUGGCAGCGGGUGGUGCAAAUGGCGACGCUAAUACCCACAACCCAGACGACGGGUGUCGAAGCGUAUGAAGAUAUGUUCAAGGAGAUCACAAGGAAGUUGUAUGGAGAAGAAACAGGACAUGGCCUUCAUACACUUGGUACUCCUAUGGCUCAUGUAGCCACAACAGGACCCACAUUGCCGGAAGGGGAGAGAUCUUUUACAACAUUGAUGGCAGAUCGCACUCUCACAACAAUUGAAUACGAAAAUAAUGCAUCGGAGACAAAUAAUACAUUCAAGACGGAGGAUCACAUUACAACGGCUUUUGGAUUGGCAGCCCUCAUGCAGAAUGGUUUCCCCCCACCGGGUGCCAUAUCGCACAACUUCCAAUCAUCAUCCUCAUCGGCAUCCCGCAAUGGGAAUAAUUCAUUCAUGGUGAAUGACGAGAGGUGGCCAGGAAAUGCGGAGGAGUGCCUCCCGUGGAAUGCCAAUAAGAAUGCCGCAUACAAUUGCACGCAGAAAUCAUCGUCGAAGCACAAGAAUCACGAUGGGGCAAAUGAUGGAGCUGCUGGGGGUAGUGGCAGCGGGCAGAAGGGUCAAAAUGCAACAUCAGUGCGUGGUGGUAGUUCAUCUAGUGGCUCAGGGACAAAGCGCUACAAUUGCCAAUCGUGCCCCUAUUCCACAGAUCGGCGGGAUCUCUUUACGCGCCAUGAGAAUAUCCACAAAGAUGAGAAGCCCUUCCAUUGCUAUGCAUGCCUUAAGCAAUUCAACAGGGCGGAUCAUGUGAAGAAGCACUUCCUGCGAAUGCACAGGGAGCUCAAUUAUGACAUCAAUAAGACACGAAAAAGUCAAUCGGGUAGCUCAAAUGCGACUACCACAAAAUCCACAUAUAUCAGUGCAACUGGUGCCAGCGGUGGGAGUGCACUGAGUCAGCAACAGCAGCAUAUAAGUGAAUUUCUUGGUGCACGAACAGCAUCUAGUGCCACUGAGGCUGCAACUAAUGGACAAAAUCCCCAGGAGAUGUUGUCGCAAAAUCCAUCGGGUGAUGCAGAUGCACCCGCGGAGAAGAUGCACAUUGCCGAGAGUCAGGUGCCGGAGAAGAAGAUGACGAUGAAGACGGAAAAAGUGAGCAGUAAUGCUGCACAAGGGGUGAAGAAGAAGCAAGGUGACAAGAGGUAUGUCUGCUGCUACUGCCCGUGGACGGGUGCGGACAAUUGGGGACUCAAGAGGCACCUCAAUACACACACUAAACCCUUCGUUUGCAUCAUGUGCGACUACAAGGCAGCCAGGUCUGAGCGCCUAGCCACGCAUGUGUUCAAGGUGCACAACAAAAAGGCCUGCAACAAGUGCAAUUUCCUCGCAGACGAUCAAGCCCAAUUUAUGACACAUCAGACUGAAGUUCAUCCCCAUGACUCGAGACCUGCGCGGUCCGGAGGCGGAAGUGCGUCUUGUACAGUUUUAAGAUCGAUUAGCAACUCUUUCGUACAAAAUACAGCGUCUCAAUUAACAAAUAAUACAAAUUCCACAGCAUCUGGUCAUGCAUUUUGCUCCUUGACGCACAACUCAAAUGUGGACAAUUGCGCCGGGGCAACGGGUUCGAGUUACAGCUCCAACAAUAAUCAGAAUUUGGGAGAUUUGGGCAUACAGCAGUGGAGGAGCACAAAUAGAAGUUCGAGCAAUUCGACGAAUCAGAAGAAGGGCGCUGAGCGCCUCUUUCAGUACAUGGAAGCCGACGGAAGUGAUCCAGAAGAUUAUACCCGCCAACUCCGGAUGGCGGCUCUGAGUCGAAAUACCGCUUCAGUCGCCCAGGAUUUUCAUAAUGCGGGGGGCGGAGAUAAAUUGAUUGUUCCACCAUCAUUGGCCAUCAUUGGUAGUUUGAUGGAGCAAAUAAUGGUGCAGCAGCAGCAGCAGCAGCAGCAGCAGCAGAUGAAACGUGAAGAGUCACAUGGGGACGGGAAUGAGGAAUCCCGUGAUGUAACAGCAAAAUAUGGUAUUGGUGACUUUUCAGGAGCAAUGAGUAAUUCGCCUCCCGCGAUAGCAAAAAAGAACCGACGACGGAGUUCAUGCCAUGACAAGGAAAAUACAAAUCAUGGUUUUCCUCAUAAAUGCGACAAAUGGGAUGAUAAAAUGUGGAUGAAGGAGAUUAUGGGGAUGUAUACGGCAUACAUGACUGCCAUGAAGGAGCGCCGGCAGAAGGAGGUGCAACAACGCGAAGAGGCAGCGUGUGAGAAGAGGCACAGGAAGCAGCAAAAGCCACGGAAGAUACCGCAAACAAUGAUAGAUACAACGAAUGUGGCAAGGAUACGCGAUAAGCACCUCACGCGUUUAGUGUCGCGUCGUCAAACCUGCCAAAUUUGCAUCUAUCGCCACAAGUUUGUCGUGAUGCCAUUCCAUUCGAAGGCCUCACUCAUCCUGCACACCCUGUGGCGACACAGUGAACGUCGCUUUGCCUGCCCCACCUGCCAUGAAUCCUACACAAAGCGCUACAAACUUCUCCUUCAUCAGCAAAUUGUCCACAAAAGACGUACAUUUAAGCUUCUAAAGCGCACAAAGCGCAUCCCAGAAGCAUCAUUGACACCCACAGAGACAGGACUUAUACGUACCGCCUCAGAGAGAGCCGAAUGUGUUAAGUCCUAAAGUGGAAAUUAAAUAAUUUCAAUUUUACCAGAAAAAAAAAACAGAAGAGAUUAAUUUUAAAUAAAUUGUGUGUGUUGCUAAAGUUCUUCUAAACAGAAGAAGAAAAUGUGAAAGAAUGAUUUUUUUGCCAGAAAAAGGAUUUAUAGUAACUAUAUAAAAAUAUAUAUAAAAAAUCAAUAUAUUAUAAAGGAUAUAUAAUUAUAAAUAAAGAAAAAAAAGUAUUAAAACAAGAAAAAAAGAU